UUUUAACUUGGCGCUCUCGAAGUCGCAAUGCAGUUCACAAUUUCAUUCGUUCAGAGCUGUGCUCUAUCACUUUCUCUUUCGUUCGUUAUUCUUGCCCAAGAUUGCACCAUGACUGUGCCAGCGAAUCCUCUCUCAGCUACUGGAUUGGCCACUCCUUAUACCGUGACUGGCUGCGACCAGCGCCAAUUCGCUGACCAAGGCAGUUUUGUGGAAGCUUCAAUAUAUGAUCCAGCAACAAGUCAGAUCACUAUUUACCAUCCGCUUGUUGUCAAUCAGGGCGAUGUCGUCGGCAAAGAUUUUAUCAAACCUGUGGCGGCUACCGUCCCGCAAGAUGCAACAGUUGCGAUUUAUUUUGGGAGCAAUGCAAAUACUUUGACUCUAACGGGGCCCGGGGCCUCUUCUUGUGUAAACGGACUACCUGGUUCAAUCUUUGGUCAAUUUGCUCACUGCAAUGGUGAUGUCUUCAUGAACGUCACACAAGCUGCCAUUACAGCCGGAUCUCUCCGCGUUCCCACUCUUGGUAUUGGAAAAGACGGUCAACAAUGUCCAACCACGCGUGACUUUCGCAUAGUUGAUAUGGAUCAAUCUGACAAUGUUGAUACACAAUACUUGCUAAUUAACAAUCACACUUUGGCACAGGCUACAACCACCAACAAGAACGACAACCCCGAUGCAGAGGUCUUGACUAACGCGUCCGAUAAUGCUCUCGUCAACGAUUUCAUCGACCCUGUCCUUGGAUGCACUCCUUGGAUGGUGACUUCGCCAACAGCGAUCGGUGGCAAGUCUCCUGCUCUUUCACUCAAUGAACUCCAGGGAUUCAAGUAUCCACCAUCUAGUGGGCCAGCUUUUGUGCCACUAAAUGAUGAUAUGUGUGUCAUUACCGAUGCCAACGGAAAUAUACAGCAGUCUCUCCAGAAAACCAAUCUAUAUCGCGCAGGAGUGGGCCAACCACAAGCCGCGGUCAUAGCUGAUGCAUCCGGAACUACCUAUUGCCAAAAGUUCACUCAAUCUGGUCUCUUCAUUGCUCAGAAUCAAGCUCUCUUCAAAGGAAAGACAUCACCAGCACCAGCCACGGCGGUUGAUCUCUACACAUUUCUCGCUCAGCGUUUCGCACAGUCCUUCGGGCCUGCGCCGGCUCUUGGCUGCACCACCAUAUUUGGGCUUGCUAACAACCCUGUAACUCUGAAGAUGGAUGGAAACGGCGUGGUCACAGCGGCAACCAUAAACACGCAAAUCCUCCAAAGCAUACUCAGUGGAGCAACUAAUCCUGGAGGAGCUUCUUCUGGGAAAACGACGGCGACAACGAGUGUAACUGCGACGUCUGGUACUGGAACAAUCAAAACAAGAACCGGAACACGAACUGAAACAGCAACAACUACUCCUAGUAUUUCACUUAAGAAGUCAGUCAGCAAGACUACACGUGCUAGGAAGCCGACAAAUGGCGGCAAAGCUACCAGCAACAGUAUUGCUACUGUACUACCCUCAACGCUGCAAACUAGCUUUGUUUGUUCACCCACGUUGAAACCCUCCGCCGCAGCGACGCUCCCAAGUCUAAAUAUUACUACUGCUUCCAGUGCCGCGGCACAGACCUCAUCUUCCAUAAGUGCAAGGCCUCGGCCUUCUGGUUGGAAAUGUUUUGGUCAAAAAGGAUACAGGCACAAUGGGCAUUUUUUCUAUGGGGCUUGGGCCUAG
Molecule: messenger RNA, 1692 nt
Organism: Verruconis gallopava
Lineage: Eukaryota; Fungi; Ascomycota; Dothideomycetes; Venturiales; Sympoventuriaceae
Exons: 3
Coding region: 28-1692 (554 amino acids)
Source: RefSeq, a predicted model, not a curated record